AUGAAGGCUCUCCUUAACCUGGGAUUGCUCUUGCUUUUUGUCACUGUCCAGGCUAAGGUCUAUGAACGCUGUGAGCUUGCCAGAAUUAUGAAAAGACAUGGAAUGGUGGGCUACAAGGGAUUCAGUCUGGAAAACUGGAUAUGUUUGGCUCAACAUGAGAGUGGCUUUAACACACGAGUUGUAACCAACCACCCUGGACACCGAAGCACCAGCUAUGGGAUAUUUCAGAUCAAUAGCCGACACUGGUGUAAUGAUGGCAAAACCCGCAAACCAGUGAACGCCUGUGGGAUACGCUGCAGUGUUUUGCUCCAGGAUGACAUCACUGAAGCCAUAAAAUGUGCAAAGAAGGUCGUGAGUGAUUUUGAAGGCAUGAGAGCAUGGAGGGCAUGGAGAGCCAAGUGUGAAAACCGAGAUGUCACCAAGUAUCUUAAGAACUGCAGACUCUAA
Molecule: messenger RNA, 447 nt
Organism: Myodes glareolus (Bank vole)
Lineage: Eukaryota; Metazoa; Chordata; Mammalia; Rodentia; Cricetidae
Product: lysozyme C-1-like
Biological process (GO): defense response to Gram-positive bacterium; defense response to Gram-negative bacterium
Molecular function (GO): lysozyme activity
Source: RefSeq, a predicted model, not a curated record